Molecule: messenger RNA, 1311 nt
Organism: Wickerhamiella sorbophila
Lineage: Eukaryota; Fungi; Ascomycota; Dipodascomycetes; Dipodascales; Trichomonascaceae
Product: Actin-like protein ARP9
Exons: 1
Coding region: 1-1311 (436 amino acids)
Source: RefSeq, a predicted model, not a curated record
AUGAGUUUGGUGUUUCGCGACCAUCAGAUUCUGGUUAUUUCGCCAGGGUCCCUGACGACGCAAGCCCAGAUGGGAUUGGCAGAGUCGCUGGUGCCUGCGCUCCUCGAGACCCAGACCAAGGUGUAUCGUGAUGGCUCUCGGUUCGCGACAACCGGUAGCGAGGACCAAGCGGUUUGGCCCCUCAAACAGGGCGAGAUUGCCGACGAAGCUGCUUUCCACUUCUUCCUCAAGUCGGUUUAUAAGUCUGCUGUGCGUGCAGAUGCUGUUUUGCCUCCUGCUCUGUAUCUUGUAUCAAGCGUCGCCUGGAACCGUCGCCAACUCGAAGGGCUCACGAGAUAUCUGUUUGAGGAGGUCGGUGUUCCCGCUCUGUCGGUGUGCAUGAGUGGAGUGACAAAUGCUUAUGCGUAUGCCACGGCCAAUGCUCUUGUAAUUGAUGUUGGCUUCGAGAAAACUGAGAUUUCGGCGGUGGUCGAUUCUGAAGUCAACCUGCACGCGUCCAGAAUUGCUCCAUUGGGCGGUAACAGUAUUAAUACACGCUUGUCACAGCUUCUUCCCGAUCUGAGUGAAACCCAAGUCGAGGAUCUCAAGCUGUCUGGUAUUGUAGAGACCCUCUUGGGCGAUACCACUUUGGCCGAGCAGGCUGAAGCGGAGGUGCGUGGAAAAGGCGAGGAAGAUGAGGGCGUCAUCGACGUCGCAGCAAUUGUUUCCUCAGGCCGCACAAGAGAGAUUCUGGAACAGCGCGAACGCGAAUUGAAGGGCCAGGUGCCCGAGAAAAAGGCCAACGCGGAUCUUGACCAAAACACGUUCACCGACAGAGACGGCGUCGAGCACACUGUCGGACGCGAGCGAUUCAACAUUGGCCAUAAGCUGAUUGCUAGUAUUAUUGACACAGUUGCUCUAGUGCAUGCUGACCUCAAGCCGCGAGCUCAGCAGCAAGCAUGGGAGCAUGUUAUUAUCACCGGACGGGGUUCAGCGGUCCCUGGCUUCAAAGUCAAGUUGCUGGCCCGCUUAGAAGAAGAGUUUUUGGUUUCCCGGCCGCCUCUUAUGCCCGAGCCUAUUCCUAAUGAUGCAGCCACUAUGGGCCGUCAGACGCCUUCUGAUUCGGACUAUCUCACACAGGUGCCUACCACCAUCCGGCUCGCAAAAAUGGCCGACCACUUCCCUGAAUGGAAACCCAAAGGAUGGGACACCGCAGGCUUUUUGGGCGCCCAGAUCGGUGCCAAGCAAACCUUCACAUCUGGCUUUGAAAACCUGUUUCUCUCAAGACAAGACUAUAACGAAGUAGGGCCCUCUGCUGCUGCCGACUAUUGA